UUUUAGGUCUGGAGAUUUUUAAUAAAUUUUGCUGACGUUCUGGGGCUUUGGCCAUUUAUGCUAGAUGAAUUUGUUCAAGCUUUUCAUGAUUAUGAUCGAAGGUUGUUAGGGGAGAUUCAUGUAGCUCUUCUAAGAUCCAUAAUUAAAGAUAUUGAGGAUGUAGCAAGGACACCCUCUUCGACUGGGCUGGGAGUAAAUCAAAAUGCUGCUGCCAAUCCUGGAGGUGGCCAUCCACAGAUUGUUGAAGGGGCGUAUGCUUGGGGCUUUGAUAUACGCAACUGGCAGCACCACUUAAAUCCAUUGACCUGGCCUGAGAUAUUGCGACAAUUUGCUUUAUCUGCUGGAUUUGGGCCAAAAUUGAAGAAAAUGAGCAUUGAAAAAACAUAUCUUAGUGAUGAAUUAAGGACAAGUUUUGGUAUAAUUCAGCAUAAGCAUAUAUAA
Messenger RNA from Camellia sinensis, 441 nucleotides. Its product is annotated as homeobox-DDT domain protein RLT1-like. The record is from RefSeq and is a predicted model, not a curated record. Lineage: Eukaryota; Viridiplantae; Streptophyta; Magnoliopsida; Ericales; Theaceae. Gene Ontology annotation, biological process: regulation of transcription by RNA polymerase II.